Tilletiopsis washingtonensis is the source of this 3165-nucleotide messenger RNA. Its product is annotated as putative SEC24-COPII coated vesicle component. Gene Ontology annotation, molecular function: SNARE binding; zinc ion binding. Gene Ontology annotation, biological process: endoplasmic reticulum to Golgi vesicle-mediated transport; intracellular protein transport; COPII-coated vesicle cargo loading. The coding region runs from base 143 to 3094 and encodes 983 amino acids. Lineage: Eukaryota; Fungi; Basidiomycota; Exobasidiomycetes; Entylomatales. The transcript is spliced from 8 exons. The record is from RefSeq and is a predicted model, not a curated record. Gene Ontology annotation, cellular component: endoplasmic reticulum exit site; COPII vesicle coat.
CGCUUCCUUCCAGCCAUCACGCUCUCCCGUUCGGCGCACCCUCACCACCUUCACGCCGCAUCCUCUCACCACAGCCGUCUGCGCACCGACGACACCUCGCCUGCGCCGCCUGCCGACCCGUCUUCGCACCUGACGAAGCCUCAUGUCCGCGCCCGCGCCUGUCCUGCCCCCGGGCUGGACGGCCCAGUGGGACCAGAGCGCCGGCCGCAACGUCUACGUCGAGACCGCGACGGGCCGCACAUCAUGGACGCCGCCCAAUGCCGGCGCGCCCGGUGCUCGUCCCACACACCCGCAGGGCCAGGCGCGCAUGUCGAUGCCGCCCAUGCAGGGGCCGCCAGCGAUGCGCGGCGCCUCGCCGCUGGCCGGGCCGCCCAUGGCCGGCGCUCCCGGCGCGCCGCCAGCCGCAGGCGCCACCUCGCCGCCCGUCAUCUCGAGUCGCCGGCGUGCGUACCCGACGGCACACAUGGCCGCCAACAGCGUCAGCUUCAGCGGCGGCUUUGACGCGGGCGCCGGCGGCGGUGCAGGCUACCCGGGCCACAUCGCAGAGGAGCCGGCGCAGGCUCAGCUCUUCACGCCCGGCGCGCCCGCGCCGCCACAGCAGCCGGGCGCGCCGUCGCCGUACGGCGGCAUGCCCUCCGUGCCGUCGCAGAGCAACUUUGCCAACGGCCAGCCGCAGGCGCCGCAGAUGGGCGGCUACCAGCAGGGCGGCAUGGCGGGCGUGACGAGCCAGUUCCAGGGCAUGGGCAUUGGUGGACAGCAGCAGCAGCAGAUGGGCGCCAAGGGUAACCCGCUCUACACGGUCAAUGUCAGCGGUGCGCAGCCCAACGUCAACGAUCUCGAGCGGCCGCCGCCGGAGAUCAAGCUGCCGGCAAAUGCGUGCAUCUCGCAGAACCCAAAGGCCAAUGCCGACCCGUCGUACCAGCGCUGCACGCUCAACGCCGUGCCGACGACGAAUGCGCUGCUGAACAAGUCCAAGAUUCCGCUCGGCCUCAUCCUCUCGCCCUACCGCACCGUGCGCGAGGCCGACGGCGACGAGCCGGUGCCCGUCGUCAGCGACACGGUCAUUGCGCGCUGCCGGCGCUGCCGCACCUACAUCAACCCCUACGUGCAGUUCAUCGAGGGCGGCAACCGCUGGAAGUGCUGCAUGUGCAACAUCAGCAACGAGGUGCCGCAGCUCUUUGACUGGGACCAGGAGAAGAACCAGCCGGCGGACCGCUGGCAGCGUCCCGAGCUCAACCACUCGGUCGUGGAGUUCAUCGCGCCGCGCGAGUACAUGGUCCGGCCGCCGCAGCCGCCAGUGUACGUCUUCCUCAUCGACGUCUCGCACCAGGCCGUCAGCAGCGGCAUGGUCGCCACGGCCUCGCGCACGAUUCUCGAGACGCUCGACCGCCUGCCCAACGACGACAACCGGACAAAAGUCUGCCUCAUCGCCGUCGACACGGCCCUGCACUUCUUCUGCCUGCCUGCCGGGCAGGAGGAGCCAGAGAUGCUCGUCGUCAGCGAUCUCGAGGACGUGUACCUGCCGAAGCCCAACGACCUGCUCGUGAACCUGACCGAGUCGCGCGCGGGCAUAGAGGCGCUGCUGGGCCGGCUGGGCGACAUGUUCAAGGACACGACGGUGAUGGGCUCGGCGCUGGGCGCCGGCCUGCAGGCGGCGUACAAGCUCAUCUCGCCCAUCGGCGGCAAGAUCAUGGUGCUCACCGCCUCGCUGCCCAGCGUCGGGCCUGGCGCGCUCAAGAACCGCGAGGAUGCCAAGCUGCUCGGCACGGCGAAGGAGUCGACGCUGCUGGCUGCCGCGUCGACGUUCUACAAGACGUUCCCCAUCGACUGCUCGCGCAGCCAGGUCUCCGUCGACAUGUUCCUCUUCUCGGCGGCCUACACCGACGUCGCGACGCUCUCGUGUCUGCCGCGCUACACGGGAGGCCAAACGUAUUUCUACCCGGCGUUCCACGCGUCGCGGCCAGAAGACGCGACCAAGUUUGCGCACGAGUUUGCCGAGGUGCUUGCCAGCCCGAUUUCCUACGAGGCCGUGCUGCGUCUGCGCUGCACCAAGGGCCUGCGCGCUGUGGGCUUCCACGGCAACUUCUUUGUGCGCUCGACCGACCUGCUGGCGCUGCCUGCCGUGCCGCUGGACCAGAGCUACGCCAUCGAGCUCGAGAUCGAGGAGACGAUUGCGGCGCCGUUUGUCGUGCUGCAGUCCGUCGUGCUGCACAGCACCAGCUACGGCGAGCGGCGCAUCCGCGUCGUCAAUCUGGCGCUGCCGACGACGACGUCGCUCUCGGAGGUGUACGCCAGCGCAGACCAGACGGCCAUCGCCGUGCUGCUCGCCAACAAGGCAGUGGAGCGCAGCGUGCACCACCGUCUCGAGGAUGCGCGCGAUGCGCUCACCAACAAGCUGGCCGACAUCUUCACGACGUACAAGGCGACGAUGACGAGUUCGGGCUCGGGCGCCAGCCCGCAGCUGAGCAUCGCCGCCAACAUGGCGCUGCUGCCGCUGCUCAUCCUCUGUCUGCUCAAGCACGUCGGCCUGCGCGCCAGCUCGUCGAUACCGUCGGACAUGCGUGCCUAUGCGCAGGCGCUGCUGACGACGCUGCCGGCGCAGCUCCUCGUGCCGUACCUGCACCCCAACUUCUACUCGCUGCACAACAUGCCCGCCGACGCCGGCACCGAGGGCGAGCACGGCUUCGUCAUGCCUCCCAAACUCAACCUCACGUCCGAGCAUCUCGAACCGCACGGCCUCUUCCUCAUCGAGAACGGCAUGGAGAUCAUCCUCUUCCUCGGCCGCGGCGCCGUCGACCGCCUCUGCCUCGACGUCUUUGGCGCGCCCAACUACGCGCAGCUGCGCGCCGGCAAGAUUACGCUGCCCGAGCUCGACAACAGCAUGAACAAGCGCGUCAACGCCAUCAUUGCGCGCAUCCGCUCCAUGCGCCGCGGCCCGUACCGGCAGCAUGUGCAGCUGGCGAAGGAGGACGCCGAGCCGGCCCUGCGGUUGUGGGCACUCAGCAUGCUCGUGCUCGACCGCUACGAGCAGACCGACUCGUACCAGCAGUUCCUGGCUACGCUGCGCAACAAGACGAACGGCGGAUCGUCGUAGUGGGCCGGGCCAGGCGGAGGGCCAGGUACAGGGAGCAGAGCGGGGAGAGCUAAUGAAUGGUAUUUCACGAC